AUGAACGCUACAUUUGAAAGACGCCUCAGGCCAGUGCCUGCAAAGAGGCGACUGGGAAAGACAAACGCAACAGUUAACAACGGUCGAAAUGAUUUAAGAAAUAAGCUUAACUUAACUAUCAGAACACCAGAUGCUCGUUCACUGCUUCACAACCGUGUUCGACAACGUAAUUCAAAGCUUCGUGAUGCUAGAAAUCUUCUGAGGCGAAGAAAUGUGGCUCGUCCGCGUAGAAAUCCUCGCGUUCCAUUCUUCAUUCCUAUUAGAACGGUGAAAAAUGAACUUUACUCAGGUCAGAUCAAUAAUUCACCAAAUUCA
This is a messenger RNA of Trichobilharzia szidati, 315 nucleotides long. The record is from the annotation of a GenBank genome assembly. NCBI's taxonomy places the organism in Eukaryota, Metazoa, Platyhelminthes, Trematoda, Strigeidida, Schistosomatidae.